Molecule: messenger RNA, 1041 nt
Organism: Cyanistes caeruleus (blue tit)
Lineage: Eukaryota; Metazoa; Chordata; Aves; Passeriformes; Paridae
Source: RefSeq, a predicted model, not a curated record
CAAGGGAAAAUAUUCAAAGCAAUACAUACCUCAGGCAGGCACAGCUCAUCCCAGCUGACCCAGACCCAGCUGCAAGAUCAGGCUCUGAAAGCUUGUGCAAUAUCUUUCACGGUCAAGAUGCCCUGAGAGCUGUAUAAGGAAUAUUCUGGCAGGAGCAGAAUUCAAUGUCAUCCCUACAGUUAGGAGCACUUUUCAAUCUUCUGGGCUGUUCUUACAGCUGUGUCUAUAAAAGAGUUCUCUGCCCAAUCCCACCAGAGAGAGUGGCUGCCUGGGGCUUGGCUGCUGGUGGGGGUUAAACCACUGCAACCUGUCAGAGAGGAGGUGGAUGCCCCAUCCCUGGAAACAUCAAGACCAGGCUGGACAAGCCUCUAAGCAACCUGCUCUAGUUGAAGGUUCCCUGCUCACUGCUGGGGAUUGGAACCAUACGGCCUUUAAAAGUCCCUCCCAGUCCAAGCCAUUCUGAUUCCAUGAUUCAGCUCACAUUAAAUUUCCUAUUGACUAUCCAUAUUCACCACCUACCUUCAGAUUCCUGACCAAAAUGUGGCACCCCAACAUUUACGAGAAUGGAGAUGUAUGUAUUUCAAUUCUUCACCCACCUGUAGAUGACCCACAAAGUGGAGAGCUGCCAUCAGAAAGGUGGAACCCUACCCAAAAUGUCAGGACUAUCUUACUGAGCGUAAUCUCUUUGCUUAACGAGCCCAACACGUUCUCCCCAGCCAAUGUGGAUGCAUCAGUCAUGUUCAGGAAAUGGAGGGACAGUAAAGGAAAAGACAAGGAGUAUGCCGAAAUCAUAAGGAAACAGGUUUUGGCUACCAAAGCUGAGGCAGAGAAGGAUGGUGUGAAGGUCCCCACUACACUGGCAGAGUACUGCAUCAAAACUAAAGUGCCUUCCAAUGACAACAGUUCAGAUUUGCUUUACGACGACUUGUACGAUGACGACAUUGACGAUGAGGAUGAGGAGGAGGAGGAUGCCGACUGUUACGAUGAUGAUGAUUCUGGCAACGAGGAGUCGUGACCUGCUCCCUCUAUGCCCCUGUACUG